Molecule: messenger RNA, 5000 nt
Organism: Carcharodon carcharias (great white shark)
Lineage: Eukaryota; Metazoa; Chordata; Chondrichthyes; Lamniformes; Lamnidae
Gene: emilin3b
Product: EMILIN-3
Exons: 7
Coding region: 263-3109 (948 amino acids)
Molecular function (GO): protein binding
Source: RefSeq, a predicted model, not a curated record
UCGGUUGCCUCCUGUGCAGCAACCCCCAACAUCUCAGCUCUGAUCUGGCUUCUUGUCUCUCACCAGGGGGGGAAGCAAGACUUUUAUUUACCACCACCACCUCCUCCUCUCCCUCCAGUGAGAGACUGUAGCUCGAAGUGGCCAGUCCCUUUCACAGUGAAUUCCUCCUUCCGCACCCAGGGAUUUGCCUCUCCUCCGCUCAGACAAGCAAAAGGGAUCUGAGGGGGCAGCAUUGUCGUUGCCACUGGGAGAAGCUGUCACGAUGUUGGAGAGUACCGCCGGCUCUGCCUCUGUCACCCUGCCCUGCCUGUUGCUACUGACCAUCCUAAUACUCACCGAUGCGAAGGGCAGUUUUUACCCUCCUUACCGAUACAACCUCUUCACCUCUGGGUCCAGCCCUACUCUGAAAGGAACAGGACGGGUCACCGGCCGGCACAAGAACUACUGUGCCUAUAUUGUGAAAAAGAAUAUCACUUGCACGAUGCAGGACGGUACAGACACCUAUGUGAAAGCCGAGUACCACCAGUGUGCCUGGGGCCAAUUGAAGUGUCCGGGAGUGGUCAUGUACCGGACCUUUUACAAACCUAAAUAUAAAAUUGGAUACAAGACCGUUACAGAGUUAGAAUGGAGAUGUUGUCCAGGGUAUUCGGGUGAUGUAUGCCAGGAAGGUCCUACCGGACUGCCUGAACUUGUGCCAUCACACCCUGGACCCAGAAAAGGUUAUUAUGGUCCCAAGGCUCCGGAUGUCUAUGGAGAACGAAUAGAUCGUUUGGAAGAUGAAAUGCGACGUUUUUCACAAUCGUUUGAGAGACUCCAAUCCAUGGUGAGUGGGAUCAGUGACAGUCUCAGGCUAUCAAUUCAGGAAGACACCAAUAAAAUGAUUGUAUCAUUGCUGAAUAAUCUAAAAUAUCCAGAUUCUGUAGUAGGCUUUGGAUAUAUAACUGAUGGCCUGGAAAACCUAAGUAAAGGAGAAGCAACAUAUCCACCAGCAAUGGGAGACUUAGUAGCCAAAGUGACAGAGGUUAAGGAUGUCCUGAAAACAAAGAGUGAUUUGCUUGAUGAAGUUCAUGGGAUGGUGAUUGGCCACGAUGGCCAAAUCAGGCAACUUCUGGAGGCCAAUAGACCACCUUCGCCUUUAGCAACUGUGGAUUUCCUUGAUAGUUACAUAGAUAACAAGCUCACCAAGUUCAGAGCUGACCUACUAGAUGGUUUUGAAAACAAAUUCACCGAUGUACAAACUGUCUGUGAUUAUAAAGUAAAGUUGGUCCAACAACAGUGUGAAGAACAGAAGGGCAUAAAUCAAAGACUUGAAGGAAUGAUAGAUGGGACAGAAUCUGGCCUAAAAAAGGAGAUUAAUAACUUACAAACACAAAUCGAUGGUUUGGCUGUCACUGAAAAUUGCUGUGACACUGUUAAGUACCUAUCAGAAAAAAUCAAUGCUCUGGAACGGAACCUACAAGAAAUCUCGGACUAUCAAAUGUCAUUGACGACCCGGUUUGAGAGUGAGCUGCCACAAUUCUCCAGUAUUCAUGUGGAAAAUGUCUACGAUAGUAGGCUGGAUGACAUCGAGGCUAAAAUCAAUGCCACGGAGAGGAGUAUAGAGGAAAAUUGUCAGUCCGUAGAGAACAACAUGAAGGGACAUCUUGGAACUGAGCUGGAUGGAAUGAAGACUCUCCUGCAUGAUAAGCUAAAGGACCUUGAAGGCCGUGUUACCAUUAUUGUUGAGGAGUUGAGCAAUGUGUCUGUACCUGCCCACCUAGAGGGAGAAGUAAUCCCAAUGCUGGAAACAGAGAUUGCCGCAAUUAAAAAGAAAACUAAUGAUGGCCUAGAUAAUUUGGGAGGAAGGCUGGUAGCUUUGGAGAAUCUGUGUACUAUUGGUUGUACCUCAAUUAUUAAUGAAAUUGAAACUCUGAGAACAGAUAUUGAUGCUUGCCAGAAAAACUGCCAAGAUAUUGUGACCAAACUAGAUAAGAACUCUGGUCUACUUAAUAAACUUAACUACUCCAUGUUUGAAAUAAACAGAAAAAUUAAAGAGGAAGAAGAAUCCAGCGCAGUGCAGGGAGAAAUUACUUUAUUAAAGAUCAACAUCAACUCUGUUAACAGAACACUAAAAGGGAUCAAGGAUUCUGUCAACAAAUAUGCUGAUGACUUUGCAUUUGCCAAUUCAACAUGGGAUGAACACGAGCGCAAAAUGACAGAUGAGGUCCAUCUGAUCCAGCAGAUAGUGAACAGCCAAGGUUCCCAGCUCAUGUUUAAUGACAAGCGUGUCCAUGAGCUCAAAGGAGAUCUGGAACGAAUUAACCACAGGAUAAUGUCAGAUCUCCAUAACUGCAAGCACAAUGCUCAAGAUAUCCAGAAGGAAGUGUCACAAGUUGACAGACGAGUAGCUGAGAUGGAGAGUCUGUGCAGCAAAUUAAGUGCAGUAUUAAGGAGUCUGGAUUAUAUUAAGGAUGAUUUGGAUAAUCAUGCUGGUGAUCUGUGGAGUUACUUAGACCAAAUGAAUGGAACCCUUGUGGUACACAGUCAAGAUAUCACUGGUCUGAAAGAUUCAGUCCGUGAGUGCCAUACCAGAAUAACAGGCAUUGGAAAUCGGGCAUUAGAUGAUUUACAAGGACCCAUAGGCCCACCUGGAUCAUCAGGAUUACCAGCCUUUGAAAAACAUGUUAUAUUUUCUGUGGGUCUGACUGAAAAGCCCUACUCUGCCGAUAACGGUGUUGUAAGAUUCAACAAAAUUCUCAUCAAUGAUGGAAGUCACUAUGAACCCCGCACAGGUAUAUUUACAGUUCCUUACAGUGGACAGUACUUUAUUAGUGCUGUACUGACUCCUCAGAGAAAUGAGCGCAUUGAGGCUGUGCUCACUGUAUCCAACGUGAGUGUUGCACAAGUGGACACAGCUGGCUACAGAACUGAGCUAUUAGAAAUUGCUGUGGAUAAAAUUGAGAAUCAUCCUGGAGGUGGCCUUGCUGUGUUCAGCCUAAUUCUUGGUCUGAAAACUGGUGACGAAGUGAGUGUUGUCGUCAUGUCAGGAAAAUUAGCUUACGCAGGGACUGAGGAGCUACACUCUACAUUCAGUGGUGUUCUGCUGAACGAUUCACCAAGGCACAGUUGACAAAGCCCAGGUAAUUUUGACAGCAGCUAGAACUGAAGGAACUGGCCAUCAUCUGAUUUAAAAUGCUUCUUGUAGAGCAAACAGUGAACUGGAAAUAUUCAUUUCAAAUGUAAACAUUUGGCAGAUCGAACCAUACUAGAACCAAAAAUGGUAUGUGGCUAAUCUAUAUUUUUAAAUCAAGCACCACUGAGCAAAACACAAAUUUGGGUUGCUGCCUAUCAAGUAUGAUUACACCUUCAGAAAACAACAAGUUUAAGUCAUUGCCGCUGAUGUUUGUGCAUUAACCCUUUGAGAACAAGACAAAAUUACAAUAUUGACAAUACCAUUUUUUAAAAAUCUAGGAACACAUUUAAUAAAUGUCUGUUGCUUUUGUACAUAUAUAAUUCUAUUUUUAAUACAUAUUUUCAGAAAUUUCCAGUUUUACAUAGUUCAUGCAAAAAUACUUGUACUUAGAAAGCUUAAAGUCUCAGUGCUCAAAGGGCUAAAAUGCUAAGGAUUUUAUAUGGGAUCUUCAAAGAAAUGUUCCAGUUAAAUGCCCACUUAACCCCAAGAAUUCUUUUCCUCAAAGAAAGUGCCUCAAAAGUAAUAAAAUUUACCAUAUUAAACAUCAUCAAAUACAAGCUGAUGCAAGAUAAGCACUGAGGUGGCUGGGGGAAAAUCUCAACGUUUGGAGUUCAAAAAUAUUCUACAUUAGUUAGAUGAUCUGUACUAUACUGGCACCAUCACUGCUCACUACCAGGAUGUAAGCUACCAUUAGCCAGUUAGGCAUUACAUUAGCUAAUAAAGCCAAAGUUUUUUUUUAUUCAUAAUAGCAAAAAUAUUGACUCAGGUAGCAUUAAAACAUCCAUAGAGAUGCCAGUGUUAUUUUUUUCCCAAAUGUAAGCUUUAAAUUAAUUCUUUUCUAUGAAAAUCUGUCGACUGACCUUCAUCCUAAAUACUGGCUAAUGUUACAUAAUCUGUGCCAACAUUUAUUUUCUCAUAAAACAAUGCAUGAAAUCUUGUGUAUUGCAUUUUUUCACUCUAAACAUCCAAAGAUUCAGAUAGCAUAUGUACACAGAAGGAAAGCAAUUACCUAGGUUCAGCACUAGCAAACACCAAUCAAAGCGAGAAUGAGAACACAAAAUUGUGUGCACAUCUGUACGUAUGUGGUCAAGAAUUACAAAAUUUCACCUAGUUUACCAACUACAGUCCACUAGUUCAGUUGUCUUUAACAAUGAAAUGAUACACAACGUUUGAUGAAGAUGAAUAAGCUUUUAUCAGUUGCCAUCUGCAAGAUUUGAACAUUAUGGGAUCCAUAAAUAUUUUCUGCACCAGCAAAACAUUUGUAAAUCUUGUGCUUUAUUGGAUCUGUAAAGUUCAAGCACAGUCUGUGGCAGAGACUAAAAUGAGAUCUUCUAUGUUGUUUAAAAAUGUUAAUGAAUGGUUGUGAAAGAUCAAGGACUGUUUUGUGGCUGAGUGUAUUUCACUGGGUUAAGGAAAAAAACUUUCAAAUUCAAAUUUUGAAUGGGCAGAAACAAACUACCAAAUUUUUGAUCAGAUGACUGUAUUUUGGGGAAGGUGACACUUGUUCAAGAUGAAGCAAACUGCCACAUUUGUAAUAAUUUAAAACAUUUUGUUGAAAAAUGUAUUCAAAUGAGAAAGUAUAAUUGUUUAUCUUUUUUAGUAAUAAAUGCUAGCAUUACAUUGCAAUUCAGUCAUUUGUAAUUGACAUUGAAGAACUGUUCAACAUACGUAUGAACUUGAAGUCCUCUUGUUUUGUAUAUUAGUGUACAUCUUUGAACAUAUGGAACUAAACUUUGUGAACAAGUAUUGGUGCUAUUUUCUGUAAAUUAAAUACACAUUUUCUACUGUUUAAUUUAAUGUUUGCAAUAAACAUAUGGUUUGAAAUUAA